Drosophila busckii is the source of this 1803-nucleotide messenger RNA. It is a transcript of the gene Dbct, whose product is annotated as lipoamide acyltransferase component of branched-chain alpha-keto acid dehydrogenase complex, mitochondrial. Lineage: Eukaryota; Metazoa; Arthropoda; Insecta; Diptera; Drosophilidae. The transcript is spliced from 5 exons. The record is from RefSeq and is a predicted model, not a curated record. Gene Ontology annotation, cellular component: mitochondrion; cytoplasm. Gene Ontology annotation, molecular function: lipoic acid binding; acetyltransferase activity. The coding region runs from base 128 to 1492 and encodes 454 amino acids.
ACAAAAACAAAAAACAAACUCUAAUUGCAAUCGCUUUGAUAAAGGCGGUCGUUUGGGGGUCUAACAACGCGUUGGCGUAUAGAUUUUUAGCAACAUUAAACAACAAGGCAAUAUCUAACUGUAAACUAUGGCCACAGCACAUUUGCUACGAAAUGCCAACACGCUUUGGUUGCUAAAGAACUGUCGCCAACUGCCAGCAAGCAGUCUUACGCGUUGUUUGCACUGGACACCCACACUGGAGAAGAAGGUUAACUUUAAUCUGAGCGACAUUGGUGAGGGCAUUCGUGAAGUAACUGUCAAGGAAUGGUUUGUCAAAGUGGGCGACAAAGUGGAACAGUUUGACAAUCUCUGCGAGGUGCAAUCGGACAAGGCUUCGGUGACCAUCACCAGUCGCUAUGAUGGCAAAAUAACCAAAAUCUUUCACACCAUUGAUGAGCUAGCGCUGGUGGGCAAACCUUUGCUGGAAUUUGAAGUUGAAGAUGAGGAGGGCGAUGAAGAUAGCAGCAGCAGCAGUGAUAGUUCAGAUGAUGAAAAGUCGCCAGCGAGCAGCCAGGCGGCAGCAGCACCUACAAAUGGACGUCUUAUAACGCCAGCAACGCCUGCAGUUAGGCGCCUAGCGAAGGAGCAUAAUCUGGACCUGACGCAGGUGCCUUCCACGGGCAGAAAUGGACGCGUAUUGAAAGGUGACAUCUUGGAGUACUUGGGCCAAGUACCAGCUGGCACCAAUGUGCCGCAUCCCAGCAAUGUGGUCAAGCAGCCAACAACUGCAGCAGCGCCUGCUGCUCCCACUGCCGCUGAUCGUGUAGAGGUGCUCAAGGGUGUGCGCAAGUCCAUGCUCAAGGCUAUGACAGAGUCUUUGAAAAUUCCGCACUUUGCCUACAGCGAUGAGAUAGACAUGUCCGAGCUAAUGAAGUUCCGCACUAAACUGCAAGCAGCUGCCCAAGAGCAAGGCGUACCCAAGCUUACAUUUAUGCCAUUCUGCAUUAAGGCCGCCAGCAUUGCCCUGAGCAAAUUUCCCAUAGUCAACAGCACUUUGGACUUGGCGAGCGAAUCUUUGAUCUAUAAGGGUGCACACAAUAUUAGCGUGGCCAUAGACACACCUCAGGGACUGGUGGUGCCAAAUGUGAAGAAUUGUCAGUCGAAGAAUAUCAUACAAAUUGCCAAGGAUCUGCAGGCGCUGGUGGAGCGUGGACGCAAAGGCACCUUGACGCCCGCAGACUUUGCGGACGGCACCUUCUCCCUUUCCAAUAUAGGCAUAGUGGGUGGCACUUAUACGCAUCCUUGCAUUAUGGCGCCGCAGGUGGCUAUUGGUGCCAUGGGACGCACCAAGCCUGUGCCACGCUUCAAUGACAAGGAUGAGCUGAUCAAGGCGCAUAUUAUGAGUGUGAGCUGGUCUGCUGAUCAUCGUGUCAUCGAUGGCGUUACCAUGGCCAGUUUCUCCAACGUCUGGAAACAGCAUCUGGAGCAGCCAGCGCUCUUCCUGCUGCACUAAGCAGCCGAGCAGCUAACAUAACGAGGCUUUACUGUUGCAUUUAUUUACAAAAAAACAAAAACUAAAAAAAUUUAUUGCUUGGUCAGCCCAGACGCCGCCGUUUCCCCUCAACCAGAAUUGUGCAUUUAUAGAUUGACGACAGACUCAAGGAUUUAUGCUGUCGUCACAUUUAGCUUUAAGCUCUGGUGUACUUGGCUGGCCAAACAGAUCCCCUACCCUCAAGCUUCCUUUUAUUGUUUGCACUUUGUUGAUUGCAUUUAUAAACAAAUUAUGAUUAUACAUGUGGUAUAUAUUUUAUAAUGCUGUUUACA